Molecule: messenger RNA, 5464 nt
Organism: Cydia pomonella (codling moth)
Lineage: Eukaryota; Metazoa; Arthropoda; Insecta; Lepidoptera; Tortricidae
Product: delta-aminolevulinic acid dehydratase
Exons: 9
Coding region: 166-1167 (333 amino acids)
Biological process (GO): heme biosynthetic process
Cellular component (GO): cytosol
Molecular function (GO): zinc ion binding; porphobilinogen synthase activity
Source: RefSeq, a predicted model, not a curated record
UCGUUAUAGUUACGUCCCAAUAGUGCCGAGUCGUAACCAGUUUUCCUUAUUGUUCAAUUAAAAUAAAUUAAAUAUCAAUAACCUCUAACCAGAGCCGUCACCACACUAAUAAACUAGAAUAUUCUCUUUGAAAAAUUUCCUUGUUCCUUUAUAUUUAACUACAAAAUGAGUGACCUAUUUGUUAGCCGCGAACAUAUAUUGCAGGGGGGCUAUUUCCAUUCCACACUGCGUAAACUUCAGGAGCCGGACACCAGUAUUGAGCCUCACAAUAUUAUGUACCCAGUUUUCCUACUGGAAAAUGUUGAUGCUAUCCAGCCUGUGGCCAGCCUGCCAAAUGUGAACCGGUACGGUCUGAACCAGCUUAUUCCAGCGCUCACUGACCUGGUGGAGAAGGGGCUCAAGUCUAUACUUAUAUUUGGCAUUGUUGAGACUCUGCCUAAGGACCCUACGGGCUCCAGUGCGGACUCCCCAUUCAACCCAGUUGUCAAGGCUCUCCCCAUCCUGAGGGCUACGUUCCCGUCUCUGCUCAUAGCUACGGACGUGUGCCUCUGCCCGUACACUUCUCAUGGCCACUGUGGGGUAUUGACUGAGACUGGUGCCAUUGACCACGCAGCGAGCGUUAAGAGAAUAGCCGAAGUCGCCCUGAUCUACGCUAAAGCAGGCGCUCACGUGGUCGCACCAUCGGACAUGAUGGACAAUAGAAUAAAGGCCAUCAAGGACGCUCUCAUUGCCUCCAAAUUGGACAACCAGGUUUCUGUUCUAUCGUACUCGUGCAAGUUCGCGUCGUGCAUGUACGGUCCGUUCCGCGACACGAUGAAGAGCUCCCCGAUGGAGGGCGACCGGAAGUGCUAUCAGCUGCCUCCGGGGAGCGCCGGGCUCGCCGCUAGGGCUGCGGCUCGGGACGUGGCUGAGGGCGCAGACUUUCUGAUGGUAAAACCUGGCCUGCCGUACCUCGACAUCGUUCGGCAGACCAAGAACCAGUUUCCUACCCAUCCGCUGUUCAUCUACCAGGUGUCCGGUGAAUACGCGAUGAUAUGCAAGAGCGGGGACAGCAGCGAGAUCCAGAACACCUUGAUGGAAACCUUGACCUGCAUGAGGCGAGCAGGUGCCGACUGCAUUAUAACCUACUUCGCUCCACUGGUGCUCAGCAUAAUAAACAAAAAGUGAUAUGUGUUAUACAACAUUUUAUAUAUAGCUGAAAAGCAAAAAUAAUAGACUAAGACAGAAAUGCUACAGACGAAAGAGAAUUUGAAAUAGAGGUGGAUUGUCAAAGAAAACUUUGUAGCCACAGUAAAUUUACAGCCAUCUUUCAACACAUGAUUAAAACUUUUAGAACGCCAUUUGACUUUGAUCCUUACUAUUUAACUGAUUUUUUCAUAUUCAACAUAUAGGGAGCGUGCAUGAACUGUAGGAGGCAGCAGAGGAGCCGUCAGAUUUUUGGCGCGAGGCGUAAAUGUGAUGUUUUUUGUUCCGAUGUAGCCCACAAGAUGGCAGAACCUACUAUGCACAAGAAAACACGUGACGUGUACAUGUACAUGUUUAUGGUUCCGCUUCAGGCCACAAGAUGGCAGACCCUCCAACGCGCACGGUCCCUAUAUCAGUGAAAGAAUAAGUAUCAAAGUUAAAUGGCGUUCUAAAAGUUUUAAUCAUGUGUCGAAAGAUGGCAGUAAAUUUACUGUGGCUACAAAGUUUUCUUUGACAAUCCACGUCUAUUUCAAAUUCUGUUUGCUAUUGACACAUAGUUCGUUCGCGUUAAGAAUGCUGUGAAUCCAUUAUUGCCCGCCGGCAACGCCCCCUAACCAAUCAAAUCGUUCCUAAUACAAAGUAAAGUUUACAGUAACCACUUGAAGGCAUACUUUCGAACGCAACGGUUGUGUCCUGUCCUUUGUGUGUUAAUGUAUGUAUGUCAUUUUAUUGCACAUAAACAGGUUAACAUAAAACAGACAAAAUAAACAAAAAAAAUACCAAAAGGCGAACUUAUCCUUAAAAGGGAUCUCUUCCAGCUAGGUUUGCCAUCCGUCCGGGUUUCCCCAGAUUUGUCUUAGUUAAGCCUUGUCCGGGGGGAGGGCUUCCUAUGUAGUCCGGGUUUAAAAAUUUAAAGUCUUAGGCCGCCAGCGACAGUCGCACAACCUGUUUAACCCUUUACCAGGCCCCGAAGAACCAGCGUGUCUUAAUACGUACUUUAUAUGCUGUUGCAACCGUAUUGAACGCCUUGUAAAAAAUGUAUUUAUGAACGUCGGAGAUCUUCCUUUAAACCAGAAAUAAAAAUGUGGGUUACGGUUAUCCCAUCGCCUGUCUAAGUAAUGAACUGUCAUACUAGAUUUUGUCUUAUUAUAUUCUUGAUCAGGCCAAGGGAUAUAUUCCACCCUCAUCUUAUAUCGGUUAUAAUAGUCAAGGUUUAACUCCAAAUCUCCUACGAAACAUUAUAUCAAUCACUGAAAAAAAAUCACUUACUUACGUGAGUUUUUAUGACAUGACAAGACAAUUUACCGGGCCAUGGGAAAUAUAGCUCCCACACAGUUAAACUCUAAUAAGGCCAUGGGAUAAUGUCAACCCACAUCCUAAUUCUGGUCAUACACAAUAAUGCAUGAAUAUUUAGCAAUGUUUCCGAUUACAUUAGCUUUCAACACUCAAAAUCUACAAAAUAUCAAAAAAUUGUUCGACCUAUGUACUUCUGUUUCAUAGAAAUUAUGAAAAGUGUUCGAAUUUCUCCGUAGUUUACUGAAAUUAGCGUUCAAGUGAAUUUAAACGGCUGCCAAAGAUAUAUUACGCAAUUUAGAAGCGUGUUGUGAAUGAAGAUCAUAAAAUAAUAUUUUCAGGGAUUGACAAAAUAUUUUGUAGGUGGUUUGGAGUUAAAACCUGACUACGGUAACCGAUAUAAGAUGUGGGUGAAAUAUAUCCCUUGGCCUGGUAAAGGGUUAAAAAAAUCAGUUUACAUGUCCGGGUUCUGGACUCUAAAAUCCGGGGUUUUCACGCGUCUUGUCCUGGUUUCCAAAUUUUAGAGAUGGCAACCUCCAGCUCCAGUUACUUCCAGCUAACCUUUGAGAAAAUGCGGAAGGAUCAAACACUAACAGUUCAAUAGUUAAUUGUUUUUUUAAUACUGCGUCGGUGGCAAACAAGCAUACGGCCCGCCUGAUGAUAAUCAGUCUCCGUAGCCUAUGGAUGCCUGCAACUUCAGAGGUGUUACUUGCGCGUUGCGGACCCUAACACUCCGCACCCUAGUUGAGCUCUGGCAACCUUACUCACCGGCAGGAACACAACACUAUGAGUAGGGUCUAGUGUUAUAUGGCUGCGAUUUUCUGUAAGGUGGAGGUACUUCCCCAGUUGGGCUCUGCUCUAGAUCUGAAAUGACAUCCGCUGUGCUGUGCCCUACCACACAGAGCGAGAUGACAUUCACAAUGCCCAUACCUUUUGGUAGUUUACUCGGGUCCAAAUGCUGUUAAUGAUGUUUAACUGCAUUCGAGCGAACGAACUAUAAGCGCUUGACAACUAGUUGCCUCAAAUCUCAUAAUGUACGGGACCGUACAGUCUAGCCAGCAUGCCAAUCGUUUACGCUCCGUAGCGAACGAAACGCCACUGUCACUGUCGCACUAAUAAGGAAGAGUCAUGAGGAUGACUACGCGAAGCUACGGAGCAUUAACGAUUGGCAUGUUCGCUACGCAGGCAGGGCCGUACACUAGGUACACGGCCAUCCGGUAAAGUUGUGAAAUGUGCGCAAGUAAUUUUGCACUUAAGGGGCCGACUGAUUAACAGUCCGUCGGACGGUAUCGGCCUGUCAGUUGUUGAGAACUGUCAACUUUUUUAGGGUACCGUACCAAAAAGGUACAAAAGGAACCCUUAUGGUGCGAAUCUGUCCGUCCGUCUGUCUGUCACAUCGCUAAAUAUCUCGAGAACCACUUAAGCUAUCGAUUCGAAAUUUGGAAUAGUUAUGAACAACGCUAACCCAGACACAUUGAAAGUAUAAGUUUUUUUUUUUAUUAACUAUGGAAAAUGCCCAAUAUGAAGAGGGGGCAAAAUUUCAGUCUUGUGACAUUUUUUUUUCUUUUUUUUCCAUAGCGACUGCCUUAUCUCCGAAGAUUACCGAAGAAAAAUUAUGAAAUUUUUACAUUAUAUUAACAUUACUAUAAAUUUUACAGGAAAAAUAUAAUCAGACCUCUUAUCUUGGUAACUUUUUUUUAAUUAACAAAAAACCUUUCCGGAUUCAGUUUACAAUUUAACCAACUUUACGUGUGUAUAUUACACCUGAAAUUUCUAUGAGAUUACAUGAAAUACACCUUUUUUAAAAUAAAAGAUUAAUUUUUGAAAUCGCUUCACAUGAUAGAGAAUUAUCCUCGAAAAACCAACAUACGUGCAUUACAUAGCGCAAAUUAGUUAAACAAUUUGCCGUUAGAUGGCGCUGUACACAAUUAUAAUUAGUAUAGGUACUUCUGUUCAAAAGUCUUUCGCCUUUAUAGUUACACGAGAUAAUUCAAAGUUUGUACGGAACCCUCGGUGCGCGAGUAAAAGGAACUUGCACUUGACCGGUUUUUUUUUUCUAACUGACAGACCGACACCGGCCGGCUGACUGAUCUGAUCCAUAUAUUCAACCAAAUUCAACUUAAACAUGAAGAUGUCAUGGUUGCUAAAUAGAAAGUUUUACAUACGAAUGGUUACGCAUUUUAAUCAAUGAACUAGGUUUAAAUAUGUUUUCCUUCGUCUUUCUUUAUUGGCAUAAGUUAGUGUACGAUCUGGACUGGAACUUAAGUAGGUACUUACCCCGUUAUUCAUAAACGUGUACUAAAGUUACGAUGCCGCUAAUAAUCGUUUGUCCCUUUCCGUCAUACCAAUACGUCGGAAAGGGACAUACGAUUAUUUUAGGUUAGCGUUUUCACAUUGUCCGGUUCAAUAUCGGAUGUCGAAUAUGGCUACAAAGAAGCAAAAACUACCUUUUUAUAUAUUUUUUUAAUUUAAUUAUUUUUUAUUGCUCAAGAAAACAUGAAUGCAAAAAUAAAGGGACUUGAUGCCAUAGAACAUUCUCUAGAGACUGUUUCUCUCCACAGGUCAUCCGAUAUCGGAUCCGAAUUUUAAAACGCUCUUACCCUUACUGGCCACUAUUAACUGAAAGUAAACCUUAUUUCAACGGCAUCUGGGAGCCUACCGCGAAAACCGAAAUUCGCAAAUUGCGGGGAACUUUCUCUUUUACUCUCACUAAGACGUAAUUAGAGUGACAGAGAAAAAUGCCCGCAAUUGACGAAUUACGAUUUUCCCGGUAGCCGCCCUGAUCUACCAAUGUUCAGUUCAGUGUGUUAAUGGUUAGGAACAACCAUUCGAUGGAGGGUUAUAUUGUAUUUAGGAUCGGUGAUUUAACAUUUUUUAAUUAAAAUUUAGACUAAGAAUAAUGGACAUAAUGGUGCUUGAUAAAAUUAUAAGUACAACGACUGUUGUUUAUGUUUCUACUUUUUUUUUAUUAAAUCAAUGUUAUUAA